UGACACGUCAGCUGAAGCACACGGACGCAUGUCGACGUUACACACGUAGCUACACUUCCUCACCCUCUGAAAAAACGAUCUACCGAUGUAACCAGGCGAAGGCCAAAUAGUCAACACAAGGUCGCAUGACAACACAAGGUUUCCAGAGGGCACAGCUGGUUUGAUGCCCGUGGCUCCACAAUGGAACUAUCUGACUCAGUCACACAUAAGAACGGGCGGCAGAGGAAGCCUGCUGUCCCCCAGGGGGACAUGAGUGACGGGAAUAGGGUUCGCAACACCACCCCUGACCUGGAGGAGGAGGGGGAAGCGUUGCUUCGAGGAUCUGACACGGAGAACAACGGACAACCCAGUGUGCAGCCUGGGAUCAGAGGGGAGCUGGGGAAUGUAUCUCUGCUGCUCUUCCUUUAUGUCCUCCAGGGUAUCCCUCUGGGCCUGGCCGGGAGCAUCCCUCUCAUCCUGCAGAGUAAGAACGUCAGCUACAAGGACCAGGCCUUCUUCAGCUUUGUCUUCUGGCCCUUCAGUCUCAAGCUGCUGUGGGCCCCGCUGGUUGAUGCGCUCUACCUGACCUGGUUUGGACGCCGGAAGUCGUGGCUGGUGCCCACCCAGUACCUGCUGGGUCUCUUCAUGCUGUACCUGUCGGUUACCGUGGAUACGCUGCUGAAAAGUGAUGAGGGGCAGGGUCCUGAUGUGAUAACCCUGACGACGGUGUUCUUCAUGCUGGCCUUUCUGGCAGCCACCCAGGACAUAGCAGUGGAUGGCUGGGCUCUGACCAUGCUGUCUAGGGAGAACGUGGGCUACGCCUCCACCUGUAACUCUGUGGGACAGACUGCUGGCUACUUCCUAGGCAACGUGCUCUUCCUGGCUCUGGAGUCAGCUGACUUCUGCAACAAAUACCUGAGAGCAGAGCCUAAAGAGACUGGCAUCGUGACACUGUCAGACUUCCUGUUUUUCUGGGGCGUGGUGUUCCUGGUGUCGACCACGCUGGUGGCCAUUAUGAAGAAGGAGAACGCCAGGGGACAGCACGGGAGGAAGAAGGUCCGGGAGGAGACGCAGAGCGUCAUGGAAACAUACAAACUGCUGCUCUCCAUCAUCAAGAUGCCUGCCGUGUUCACCUUCUGUAGCCUGCUGCUCACUGCUAAGAUGGGUUUCUCUGCAGCAGAUGCAGUGACCGGUCUGAAGCUGGUUGAGGCAGGUGUUCCUAAAGAGCAGCUGGCAUUACUGGCAGUCCCCAUGGUUCCACUGCAGGUACUACUACCUCUCAUCAUCAGUAAAUACACCGCGGGACCACGACCACUAGAUGUUUUCUACAAGGCCUUUCCCUUCAGGUUGUUGAUAGGUCUGGGGUAUGCUGUGUUGGUGUGGUGGACUCCCAGUUUAAAGCAGGAAGGGGGAUUCCCUCUCUACUACUACACUAUAGUCCUGUUCAGCUACGCUCUGCAUCAGGUGGCGCUGUACAGCAUGUAUGUGGCCUGUAUGGCUUUCCAUGCUAAAGUGAGUGACCCAGUGAUUGGUGGGACUUACAUGACCCUGCUGAACACUGUCACCAACCUGGGGGGAAACUGGCCCUCCACCCUGGCAUUGUGGAUGGUCGACCCACUCACCUCAAAGGAGUGCCAGGGAGCUGCUGGGCAGAAAUGUGGCUCCCCAGAGGAGACAGGGCUGUGUGUUAAGGAGGGCGGUGUGUGUGUGACGUCGUUGGAUGGUUACUAUGUGGAGUCGGUGGUGUGUGCGUUGAUAGGACUAACGUGGUGGGUGUGGCUAGGGAACAGGAUGAGAAGGCUACAGGACCAGAGCCCUGCAGCGUGGAGGUGCAGGAUCGGCCAAUGACAACGUUCACCCAGCUCCUGACCCCAGCAAGGCCAAUCGCCAGACAGCUACAGUCUGAUAUAAAAGCUUCUGUCAGCUCAGCCUUUGACCCUGGCCUGAACAUCACUUCCUCUCUCUCAUUUCUGUUUUUCUGUCUUCCUCCGACUCGCUUUAUUUCUCUCCUUCUCUGAUGACUCUUCUCAGUGUCCCUCUGUUUUCCCUCCCUUUGCUCAGUGUAUAUAUUAUCCUUCAGCAGUCUGUCUCUGCGUUAACUGGAAUUGUGGUCCGGCCACCACAAGACUAUGGACCAUAACGGUCAAUAACCACAUACUCUCUUGGAGAGUCAAGAGUUAUAUUUCUCCUUGCAACGUCACAUCCUCACCAUGGCUUCUGUGGGUGCCGCUUCAACUAUGUCCCAUUGGCAACAAAAGAAGGAACUAUUCUUCUUGAUAGGAAUAUUUACAGUAGACAUAGCUGCUCCUUCUCAAUCCACAUUGUCCGCUACUUAAACUAUUUCACUUUCUCACUGUUUAUUUGUGCCUUGCUCUGUUCUUCAAAGACUCGGAUUUUAAAGUUGGUCAGAUAUUUAAAAAAAGGCAUUCAUCAACGAACGGUCAUAAAAAGCAAACCACACAUAUAUGGAUGGUUAAAUAUGAACUUUGAGAUGUACAGCCAAGACCUAGUUGAUAAAUAGAUCACGUUUCUGUGUGGAACAUGGGAGUCAGAAAUCACAUUUCUAUUCUUGAUGUUAAUCUAUUGUCCCUUUGAAAGAAAUGCCUAAAUUAUAACUACUGUUUUAAUAUACACUGAGUGUACAAAACGUUAGGAACACCUUCCUAUUGAGUUACUAUGUUAAACGUUCCUAAUGUUGAGUCCUUUUGCCAUGUUGACUCCAAAGCUUCCCACAGUUGGCUGGAUGUCCUUUGGGUGUUGGACCAUUCUUGAUGGGAAACUGUUGAGUGUGAAACUCAGCAGCGUUGCAGUUCUUUACACAAACUGGUGAGCCUGGCACCUACUACCAAACCCUGUUCAAAGGCACUUCAAUCUUUUGUUUCUUGACAAUUAACCCUCUGAAUGGCACAAACACAAUUCAUGUCUCAAUUGUCUCCCGGCUUGAAAAUCCUUCUUUAACCCGUCUCCUUGCCUCCAUCUACACUGAUUGAAGAGGAUUUAACAGGUGACAUCAAGAAGGGAUCUAAAGCUUUCACCCGGUCCGUCUGUCUUAAUGUUUUGUAUACUCAGCGUAUGUCUCUAACUUUUUGAAUACAACAGUGUUUUCUCUAUAACAGCAAUGACAGGUCAGAGGUUGUGUGGAAGGCAGAAGGCAGUAAACAGUCAUGUCUGGAUCUGGGGAUCACCUGUAUCGGUUUGGUUUAUGUCAUAGAAAAAGGUCAUGUUUUUCUGUUUGUUAAUUCUCAAGAGUUAUUUUGAUUUAUUUUGGGGCUCUGCUCUAUUCUACAUCAGGCUGAACAAAAUAAUUUGCAUUGAUUCAUGUGUGGGACACUGAUAAAUCAGAUUCUGUGUUUCUCCCUUAAUGUCUGCCCCUAACCACCUGUCCACAUUCAGAUGGGGCUCAGCUCCUAAAGGUGAAAGUCAGGGUUGGGGUAGGGGGGGAGGGACAAAGAGCACGUUGAGUUUCCACACCAAUGCAAAGCCUUCAUACUGUAACUGAGACGCUUGUUAGCCUUAAAUAUUUCAUUUUUUAACUUUCUCUUUAUUUUACAUCUUGUGAUGCUACUGUAUGUACAUCGCCUUUUAUGUCUGUGUCAGUACUUUUAACAAUUUAAAAUAUUGCCUAAACUCUACAAGCCAUUCAUUUACAUGUGGAUAUGUUUGUAUGUUUGACUUGUUUUGAUUGACCAAAUAUUUAAAUGAAUGAUUUUUGUUUUUUAGCACUUUUUCGUUUUCUUCAUUUCAGUUAUACAUUCUUUUAAAUAAAUAAAAAACUCCACUGUAGUUAUUUUCCAAAAUGAGUUUUUAAAAGAAUGUUCAACAACGACUGAAUUUCCCAUGGAAUACAAAUGAUUUGUGAUGGGCUGUUGCAAACCAAUCUUUGAUUCCCAACUCACAUUUCUAAAAGCGGAAGUUAAAGACCUGCUUGGUAUUGGAGUUGUCCCUAGUGGGAACAACUCCGUGGGAAUCGAACCCACAACCCUGGUAUUGCAUGUGCCGUGCUCUACCGAGAGUGACUACCCGGGUUGGGAUCAAUUCCAUUUAAUUUCCAGUCAGUUCGGGAAGUAAACUACAAUUCCAAUUCAAUGCUUUUCAAUUAGAAACAUUUUAGAGAAAAAAAUCUAUAACUACUGACUAGAAUUUCGAUGUGAUUGAUCCCGAACUCUGCACUGUACCCUGUGAGACUUGUCCGCUAUGUUGUAAGAUGUUCUGAGUAACUUUUGUACCAACAUUCCCAAGAUGUAAAAUUGAAAAUAUUUACAGUAAUAAAUAUCUUAUGUAAUACAAUGAAUAUGCA
This is a messenger RNA of Oncorhynchus gorbuscha (pink salmon), 4276 nucleotides long. Its product is annotated as acetyl-coenzyme A transporter 1-like. The coding region runs from base 181 to 1827 and encodes 548 amino acids. The record is from RefSeq and is a predicted model, not a curated record. Gene Ontology annotation, cellular component: membrane. Gene Ontology annotation, molecular function: acetyl-CoA transmembrane transporter activity. The transcript is spliced from 10 exons. NCBI's taxonomy places the organism in Eukaryota, Metazoa, Chordata, Actinopteri, Salmoniformes, Salmonidae.